AUGUCCUACUUAUUUCUUUUCUUUCGUGGACGACUUCAAAUAAUUCAUUGUCGACUUGAUGAAGGAAUUAAUACAUAUCAAUAUGCCAUGGAAUGUCAAACUGAUUGGAAAGAUCUUCAUCAUCUUGCCUAUUGGGAAAUACUAUGGUGCCGUGUACUUCAACGAGAUUGGAAACAAGCAUCUGUAAUGGCCCAAAAACUUUUAGAUGGAAAUAAUUGGAGUAAAGCAACGUAUUGUUAUAUGUUAGCGUCGUUUAUUUUCGAAGAUAAUAACGAACUGGCGACAGAUGAAGUUGUCAGUUUAUAUAAGCGAGUACCGGAAUUGAAAAUUCGUCUUGCGGGUAAAUCAAUACCAUUAGAAAAAUAUGCAAUCAAACAAUGUGAACAUUUUUUGGCACAACAAUGGUUAUUUUUACCCGGACUGGAAUUGCUCUAUCUUAUGAAUGGUUUCUAUAUUCUUGCUCAUGAUCCUACGAAAUUGAAUGCAACACUUAAUAUUGUCAAUAAUGCAAUUAAUGAUUUAGUUUUUUGUCAUCAAAACGAUCUAUACUACAUAGACAGUUAUGGUUCUGGUUUACUACUUCGCGGUGUUCUACUCCAUUUUCUUCAUCAAUACGAUGAAGCACACAAAGCAUUCGAUGAAAUAAUUCCAUUAGCAAAAAGAUUCGAUGGAAAAUCAUUUUUAGUACCGACUGCUAUCUUUGAAAAAGGAUUGAUAUAUGUUGGUCUAAAACAAAAACAAAAAGCAAUAGAAUGCCUACAAAAAUCAUUAAAUGAUUAUAAAGAUUAUCAACUCGAGUCUCGUCUUCAAUUUCGUAUCAAUGCUGCAAUGCAAACAGUGAAACAAAUGGAUAAUUAA
Molecule: messenger RNA, 858 nt
Organism: Rotaria socialis
Lineage: Eukaryota; Metazoa; Rotifera; Eurotatoria; Philodinida; Philodinidae
Source: the annotation of a GenBank genome assembly